This is a messenger RNA of Pseudocercospora fijiensis CIRAD86, 793 nucleotides long. RefSeq lists its product as uncharacterized. The transcript has 2 exons. Gene Ontology annotation, molecular function: fatty acyl-CoA hydrolase activity. The record is from RefSeq and is a predicted model, not a curated record. NCBI's taxonomy places the organism in Eukaryota, Fungi, Ascomycota, Dothideomycetes, Mycosphaerellales, Mycosphaerellaceae. Bases 115 to 603 code for a protein of 162 amino acids.
UAAUGCUAAAGGCUUGCAGGGCAGGUGUCAGGAGGAGAGUGGAAGCAACGGGCCAACCCGAUCAUCAUGCACCGACAAAGAACAGCAGAUUGUCGCACUCAGUCAUCACCAAACAUGGCUUCAGACACCGGCAAGACCGCGGAGCAUGCGCACAUCGAGCAGAUCAUGCAGAGCAGAGUCCUGAAGAAUGGAAUAUACAAAUUCUUACUCUCCGAUGUGCAUAUUACCUCUGCCUCAAAAGGCGAGGUUGUCGCACGUCUGCUGCUCUCCGAGAAUCACAUCAACAGCCAAGGUGGCAUCCAUGGCUCCGUAUCCGCUACCAUAGUUGACUGGAUCGGCGGUAUGGCUAUUGCGUCCUGGGAUUUUCGCAAUGGCACUGGUGUGUCAGUGGACAUUCACGUCACCUAUCAGUCCAGCGCCAAGGUUGGUGAAGAGGUUGAGAUCGAAGGUGUUGCUGAGCGCGUCGGCGGCAAUCUUGCUUUCACGAAAGUGGGCAUCUACAAAGUGGAAGACGGGAAGAGAGGCAGGAUCGUGGCUACUGGCACGCAUACCAAGUUCGUCAAGGGUACAGAGCCUAAGAAGGUGGAAACAUCAACACGCUAGGUGCCGUGGAGCGCUCCUGCGAAGGACUCUUCCCCCUGCAGCCCGGCUAUAUCGCUGACUUUCAUCGCGCACCUUAACUCAUGGAGCAUCGAUUCACUCUUUCAGCGAAGAGAAACGUCUACGAGCUUUGGAACUCGCCGGUGAGCUUCAGCAUUGAACCGGCGGGAAUUAUGAAUAGACUACAGACAUC